ACCUGUACCGGCUUCACUCAGCCGUUACUCUGCGACGUCACACAGCUAACGUUAGCCUGGGCCUGUCCCGUUAACGUCGGGCUAAGUCGGAACAUAAACCAAACUCUACCAUGCAUAUGCCAGCGUCAAACGGAGCCAUAAUGGACUUACAGUCGCAGACGGUGAAAAUUAAAGCACACUACAGCGGGGACAUGUUGAUCACAGACUUGGCUGCAACAGUAACCUUUGUGGAGUUGUGUGAGGAGGUGAGAACCAUGUGCAGCGUUGCCAAGCAGCAGCCCAUCACGCUCAAGUGGAUCGAUGAUGAAGGAGACCCUUGUACCAUCUCAUCUCAGAUGGAGCUGGAGGAAGCAUUUCGUAUUUACAAUCGAACCAAAAAGUCUGGACUCCUGCUGCAUGUGUUCCCGAGUAUACCGGAGCGACCUGGCAUGCCCUGCCCUGGAGAGGACAAAUCGAUCUAUCGCCGCGGGGCCAGAAGAUGGAGGAAACUCUACCGAGUCAACGGGCACCUCUUCCAGGCCAAGCGCUUUAACAGGAAAGCCUACUGUGGCCACUGUAGUGAAAGGAUAUGGGGGCUGGGCAGGCAGGGCUACAAGUGUAUCAACUGCAAACUGCUGGUCCAUAAGCGCUGUCACAGACUCAUCCCUCAGACCUGCCAAAGGCUUAUGGAUCCAGUCAUGCCAUCACAGGAGCCCCCUUCAGAUGCCAAGAGCGAAGAGGUGGAUCUUCCACCAGAUGACACAGAGGACACAGAUGGGAUACCUUUUUUACCACACAACUGUACAGUGGACAAAACAGAAGAUGCAGAUACAGAGGUGAGCUUUAUCUCACUUCAGGACAUCAAGGCAGUAGUGGACGGCCUGGAUGGCAUUAAGCUGUCUCAGGGCAUCGCUCUGGGGCUGGGCGACUUUGACCUGAUCCGAGUAAUCGGGCGUGGCAGCUACGCCAAGGUCCUGCUGGUUCGGCUUAAGAAGAACGAGCAGGUUUACGCCAUGAAGGUGGUGAAGAAGGAGCUGGUUCAUGAUGAUGAGGAUAUUGACUGGGUGCAGACGGAGAAGCAUGUGUUCGAGCAGGCGUCCACCAAUCCGUUCUUAGUAGGCCUCCACUCCUGUUUCCAGACAGAAAGUCGGUUAUUUCUUGUGAUUGAAUAUGUGAAUGGCGGGGACUUGAUGUUUCAUAUGCAGCGACAACGGAAGCUCCCUGAAGAACAUGCAAGAUUUUAUGCUGCUGAAAUUUGUAUCGCUCUGAACUUCCUGCACGAAAAAGGAAUCAUCUACCGUGACCUGAAGCUGGACAACGUUCUCUUGGACCACGAGGGACACAUCAAGCUCACAGACUAUGGCAUGUGCAAGGAGGGGAUCAGACCAGGUGACACCACCAGUACUUUCUGUGGAACGCCCAACUACAUAGCACCAGAGAUCCUGAGAGGAGAGGACUACGGCUUCAGUGUGGACUGGUGGGCUUUGGGUGUGCUGAUGUUUGAGAUGAUGGCUGGGAGGUCUCCGUUUGACAUCAUCACCGACAAUCCUGACAUGAACACAGAGGAGUACCUCUUUCAAGUUAUUCUUGAGAAGCCCAUUCGCAUCCCAAGGUCUCUCUCGGUGAAAGCUGCCAGCGUGCUCAAGGGCUUUCUAAACAAGGAUCCCAAGGAGCGUAUGGGAUGCCAGGUCCAGACAGGCUUCACAGAUAUCAAGUCACACACAUUUUUCCGCAAUAUAGACUGGGAACAGCUGGAAAAGAAAGAGGUGACGCCGCCCUUCAAACCUCAAAUCUCCGAUGACUACGGCCUCGAAAACUUUGACACGCAGUUUACUAAUGAACCAGUGCAGCUAACACCAGAUGAUGAGGACAUCAUCAAGAGAAUAGACCAGUCUGAGUUUGAGGGAUUUGAAUACAUCAACCCCCUGCUGCUAUCCACAGAAGAGUCUGUAUGAAGGGGAGACCAGCUUCCUCCUUCGCCCACCUACUGUCUGUCCAAGCUGCCGUCU
Scomber japonicus (chub mackerel) is the source of this 1988-nucleotide messenger RNA. RefSeq names its product protein kinase C, zeta (gene prkcz). Gene Ontology annotation, biological process: protein phosphorylation. The record is from RefSeq and is a predicted model, not a curated record. Bases 111 to 1934 code for a protein of 607 amino acids. Gene Ontology annotation, molecular function: ATP binding; protein serine/threonine kinase activity; protein binding. The transcript is spliced from 18 exons. NCBI's taxonomy places the organism in Eukaryota, Metazoa, Chordata, Actinopteri, Scombriformes, Scombridae.